Scedosporium apiospermum is the source of this 1110-nucleotide messenger RNA. RefSeq lists its product as uncharacterized. The record is from RefSeq and is a predicted model, not a curated record. The transcript has 2 exons. Bases 1 to 1110 code for a protein of 369 amino acids. Gene Ontology annotation, biological process: nuclear polyadenylation-dependent rRNA catabolic process; nuclear polyadenylation-dependent mRNA catabolic process; U5 snRNA 3'-end processing. NCBI's taxonomy places the organism in Eukaryota, Fungi, Ascomycota, Sordariomycetes, Microascales, Microascaceae. Gene Ontology annotation, cellular component: cytoplasmic exosome (RNase complex); nuclear exosome (RNase complex).
AUGCCAUCGGUCCAAACGCUCCUUUUCUCCCCAGCGGAGCUCGCCUAUCUUCACGCCUCCCUCUCCCUCCCGACCCCAAUCCGCCCCGAUGGCCGCAAGCCAACCCAGUUCCGCCCAUUAACCGCCGAAACGGGCAUUCUACCGGCCACCAACGGAAGCGCGAGGGUAUGUUUUGCCGACGGCACCGAAGCGAUCGUGGGCGUCAAGGCAGAGAUUCAGAAGACCAUCGACCCGCGAGCGACCAGCCUUCCUGUCUACACUGCGUCUAGGGGAGAGCAAUCGAGGACGGAGGAUGACGAGGGGCGAGCGCCGGAGCCGGCGGCGAGUAACGAGUGGCUUGAGAUUACCGUAGAGAUACCAGGAUACAGGGAUGAUGACGCGACGACGGUGUUCUUAGCGUCGAUGUUGAGCGAGGCCCUGGUCGCCGAUGGAGAGUUUGCGAAGAAGCUUGUGAUAAAUCGGAGGUUUCACUGGAAACUCUACCUCGAUAUAUUCCUCAUCUCCCCUCCACUGUCAUAUCCUCUACCUCUCCUCUCCUUAACGACACAUCUCGCCCUUCUCUCCACGAGGUUACCGAGACUCAAAUCAGAAGGCGAUGAGGACCCCAUGUUCGACGACGAUUGGGAGGCCGCCACGUAUCUCUACCCACCGGUCUCGUCCGCUUCUAGUUCCAGACCACCAAUCACACUUCUCGUCGUAGCUAUAGGUGACAACAUCUUCUUCGACCCAUCAAGCGAGGAACUUGCUGUCGCCGAGGUCGCGCUAGCGAUAUCAGUCGCCGAGUGCCCCAAUGUGUGCAAGGGCGCAGAUGUAAUGGAAAUCGAUUCUAGCCGCACUUUCAAGAUGCUCUCUAUGAGGUCGAUUGACCCUCCCUCGCGGCUAACACCUCCUGGGAUCCCUGAUGUGGAGAACCCUACCACGGGUACCUCUGGAGCGGCGACGCCGAGCAAGAAGCCGCAGCAGAAGGCGCAGACCUCUAAAGGAGUGUGGAGGGCGCCUUUGGGAGGCGCGAAAUUCGGCAUGAUACAGUUGAUGAUACAGCAGGUUAUGGGGAAGGGUGGUGUUGCGAAUGAGGUGUUGGAUGGUGUUGCUGGUGUGGAUUUGAGUUAG